Epinephelus moara (kelp grouper) is the source of this 8198-nucleotide messenger RNA. It is a transcript of the gene pcdh1a, whose product is annotated as protocadherin 1a. Bases 613 to 4185 code for a protein of 1190 amino acids. Gene Ontology annotation, cellular component: plasma membrane. Gene Ontology annotation, biological process: homophilic cell-cell adhesion. The transcript has 5 exons. Lineage: Eukaryota; Metazoa; Chordata; Actinopteri; Perciformes; Serranidae. The record is from RefSeq and is a predicted model, not a curated record. Gene Ontology annotation, molecular function: calcium ion binding.
AGGGGAGCAACUAACCUACCCACAGCAUCUCACCACUUGCUCUCUGGAAAUGCUUCAGAUGGGCUUCUUGUUUAGGACCGGUUAGCUAUUCCGUUUAACGUUGCAAAAAUGACAAUGAUGUUGCAGUCGCUUGGACAUCCAGUGCGUCCUUAGAGUGCGUUCCAGGCUACUUCCAUCACGGGAAAGCGCUCGAGAAACUUGGACCAAAGGGAUGCGCCAACGAGUGCAUAUCUUGGCAGGGAUCAGUUAUUGAGGACUGGAAAUGGCACACAGUGGGCUAUCCCUAUGGAAUGAGACUCUUCAUUUUCCUGCUCUGUCAUAAAAGAAUCAAACAGCUCAUAACUUCUGAUAUUUCCCCGGACUGAAAUCUGCUCGAGACCGCCGGACGACGGAAGGCAUCCAAUCCUGCAUUUUGAUGCGGAAAGUUGCAAAUGCUGUGAAUGGAUUUUGUGGCUGCUGAAGUUAUUUUCAUGUCAGCACUGUGACGGAGGUUUGAGGGUUAGACACCUGCCUCUGGGAUCACCAGUGGACAUAUCAGCUGCGGACGGAUUUGUCGACGCGAUAAGCGCUCAUAGAGAAGUCUCUGGCACAGGCAGAUCUUCUGAUGAUCUAAUGGAACUGAAUUUACGAGUAGUGUUGUUCUGGGUCCUGGUGCUGCACUGUGGCUCUGCUGAAGGCAGUAUCCUGUACCGGGUCCAGGAGGAGCAGCCUCCCAACACUCUCAUUGGUAGCCUGGCAGCAGACCAGGGCCUGCCGGACUCGGGUCAUCUCUACAAGCUGGAGGUGGGUGCCCCUUACCUACGUGUGGAUGGAAAGACGGGAGACAUUUUCACCACAGAGAUUCCCAUAGACAGAGAGACCCUGAGGGACUGUCGAUCCCUGGCUAAGGGUAAGCCCUGCUACCUGGAAUUUGAAGUAUCAGUGACCGAUCUGAUACAAAACCAGAGCCCACGACUCAUUGAAGGACGCAUUGAGGUACAGGACAUCAAUGACAACACUCCACAAUUCCCCUCUUCUGUGCUCACCAUCUCUGUCCCAGAGAACACGAUCAUGGGGGCUCUGUUCUCCAUACCACUGGCUACAGACAGAGACUCAGACAGGAAUGGAGUGGCGGAUUAUGCUCUGACUGCAGGGCCAGACGCGGCAACCCUAUUUGGUUUACAGGUGGCUGACGACAGGGGAGGGAAGCUCCCACAGCUUAUUGUCCUGGGCAACCUAGAUCGCGAGUUAAAGGAUUCCUAUGACCUCACCAUCAAGGCAGUGGAUGGAGGAAACCCACAGCGCUACAGCAGUGCUCUGCUGAGAGUGGUAGUCACUGAUGCCAACGACAACUCCCCCAAGUUUGAGAGGUCCACGUAUGAGGCAGAAGUGUCAGAAAAUAGUCCAGUGGGGCACUCCGUGUUGCAGGUUAAAGCAAAUGACUCUGACAUGGGCCCUAAUGGAGAAAUUGAGUACACCCUUCACCAAGCUGUAGACCCAGUGCCGAAACUCUUACGGAUUGAUCGCUCCACAGGCAUUAUCUAUGUCAAAGGACCCCUGGACAGGGAAGAAAUCAGCAGCUUGUCCUUCUAUGUGGUGGCGAGGGAUAAGGGUCCUCAACCUAAAAGCUCCAAGACAUUUGUAACCAUUGAGGUGACUGAUCAAAAUGACAACGCUCCAGCUGUGGAGAUUCGUGGAAUUGGUCUUGUGACACACAGUGAAGGAGUGGCUAACAUAUCAGAGGACAUGCCAGUUGGAACAGCUGUUGCUUUGGUGCAAGUGUCCGACAAGGAUGAGGGAGAGAAUGCUGUGGUUACUUGCGUGGUCGCAGGAGACGUACCCUUCCAGCUACGGCCUGCCAGCGACUCAUCCAGUGACAACAAGAGGAAAUACUUCCUACAGACCACCACUCCCCUUGACUACGAAAGGAUUAGGGAUUACCGAGUAGAGAUUGUGGCUGUGGAUUCUGGAAAUCCAGCACUCUCUAGUACAAAUUCUCUGAAGGUGCAGGUGACUGAUGUGAACGACAACUCUCCAAUAUUCUCCCCAACCUUGUUUGAGGUAGAUUUUGCUGAAGAAAACCAACCAGGGGAGAAAGUUUUGGAUGUUACUGCUUCAGAUGCUGACAGUGGCACUAAUGCAGAACUCCUCUAUAAUAUUGUGGCAGACUCAUCCAUCAAAGGUCUGUUUGAGAUUGACCCAAAUACUGGCGAAGUAAGAGCCCGAAGCCCACUUGACCGUGAGCAUAAAGAACACUACGAGUUCCGGGUCACUGCAGCAGAUAAAGGGUCACCUGUUCAUAAAGGAACAGCAACUGUUGUAAUAAAAGUCCUUGACCGCAAUGACAAUGACCCCAAGUUCAUGCUUAGUGGCUACAGCUUUUCAGUUUUGGAAAAUAUGCCUCCCCUAAGUCCAGUUGGCAUGGUGACAGUCCUGGAUGUGGACAAAGGUGAGAACGCUCGUGUCCACCUCUCUGUAGAGCCUGAUGGAGGGAAGUUUGUUGUCCAAAAUGGAACAGGCACCAUUCUGUCAAGCAUCUCAUUUGACAGGGAGAAAGAAAGCAGCUAUACUUUCCGUCUCAAAGCAGUGGAUGGAGGAGACCCACCUCGGUCUUCAUAUGUGGGCGUUACCAUCAAUGUACUGGAUGAAAAUGACAACGACCCUGUGGUCACCAAGCCCUCCAAUUCCUCCUUUAGGCUCUUAUCACCUCUAGCCUCCCCAGAUAGCCAUGUUGAGGUAGUGGAAGCUGAAGACCUGGAUAGUGGGCCUAACGCAGAGCUGGUCUUCAGUAUUGCUGGUGGAAACCCUUACCAGUUAUUUCGCAUUUCCCCCUCCAGUGGGGAGAUCACUCUAGCAAAAGAGAUGACCCGUAAACAUGGCGGACUGCAUCGCCUAGUGGUGCGAGUGAGUGACAGGGGGAAGCCUGCACGUCAUGCCACUGCCCUGGUCCACAUCUAUGUCAAUGAAACCAUUUCAAAUGUCAGCUUAGUGGAAGCUCUAGUAGGACAUAGUCUUUACACUCCAUUGGACAGGGACAUUGCUGGUGAUCCUGACAAUGGCUUUGCUGCACAGCGUAGUAACAUUUUGUUUGGAAGCCUUGCUGGUGUGGCAGGUGUUGUCAUGUUGAUCCUAGUGGUGGUAUUUAUUCGACACCGCAUCCAGAGAGAGACUAAGAGUGGGUAUCAGGCUGGCAAGAAGGAAACAAAGGACUUAUACGCACCCAAACAGGCACCAAAGAAUGCCAAAGGGAAACGUGGGAGAAAAGGGAAACCCCAGAAGUCCCCAAAACCACUCGGAGAAGACGAGGAAGUGAGCCUUCAAAAGAGUCUCAAGUUCAACCUUGAUGGAGUCAAUGAUAGCCCCAGGAUACACCUGCCCUUAACAUAUUCACCAGGAAGCCCUGAUAUAGGCAGACACUACCGCUCCAACUCCCCCUUACCCUCCAUCCAGCUGCAGGCCCAGUCCCCUUCAGCCUCGCAGAAGCAUCAGGCUGUCCAGGACCUUCCUGCCGCCAACACCUUUGUAGGAACGGGAGGAGAUGACAACUCUACCGGCUCAGACCAGUACUCAGAUUACAGCUACAAGACCAGCCAAAUGAAGUACAGCAACAAACAGCAUCCCCAUCGGCGAGUGACCUUCUCCACCACCAACCCCGUGCAGGACCUGCAGGACGCCUCUCAGCACAGCUACUAUGACAGCGGCUUGGAGGAAUCGGAGACUCCCAGCAGCAAGUCAUCGUCUGGUCCUCGCAUCGGACCCCUGACCCUGCCUGAGGACCACUAUGAGAGAACCACUCCAGAUGGCAGCAUUGGAGAGACCGAGCACCCUGAAAACGAUAUUCGCUCCCUCCCUGACGUGGCAAUGACCGGAAACUGCACAACCGAGUGCAGCGAAUUGGGCCACUCAGACGCCUGCUGGAUGCCCGGACAUCCCUCCCCCGUACGCAAGACCAGGAACCCCCCGAAACUCUCCACCUUCGUGCCUUACCAGGAGAGAGGGAGCCUGGGACGCCUGGCCAACGGGAGUGCCAGGCUGGGUGGCGAGGAGCACCGGCCGCGCCUUCCGCCCUCCCGCAGUGCCUAUUCCAACAGCGGUCACGACGCCAGUCAGGACUGCCCCUCAGAGGAGAUGCCCCUGAGCGUCGCCUCUGAGUUCCCGCCCACCUCCCCUUCUGCCCACACUCCAAAAAGAGAAAUUUACCUGUGAGGAAUAUCGUCAUCUGAUUGGUGCACAAACGAAGAAAAGAUCCACCCACUUCAGAAGGAGAAACAGGCUGUCCACAUGCUAAAGCCAAUGCCCGUUUUGUAGGUAACAAUAGGCUGUGACUCAUCCAACCACUGGCAUGAACACUUGUUUUUGUCAUUUCCUCCUUAAAUUAUUAAUUUAUUAGCAUAUUUAUUAAGAAUUCCACAAAGUUAAUUAAUGCACUCACUCAUUUAUUUAUACAAGAUCCUGAAGGAUACAGAUCUAACUGAUCAAAAGGAAACGCAGAUGGUAAUUGCUACUCUAGUAGUAACUGAAUAUUGUUGUAGUUAGCCAAGUCCCAUUCUGUGAAGUGAUCUCUUGAAUUUGAAAGUUGUGAUCAGUGCUCUUGUGCCAUUAUUAGACAUAAUUUAAUAGACAGCCAGUCAGGCCCGAUCAGAAGGCAUAACACUUUUGACUAACAAUCAACUGAAACGGUCUAUCUUAAUGUACAGUGAUGUAUAUACAUUUGAAUGGUGUGUUCUACAUAUAUUUUUGUCUGGCAUAAGCUGAAAAAAAAUUGCCUCAGAAUUUUAGCAUAUUUAAGCUUUUCUUUGCUGCUGCUGUUUAAACUUGAUUGAAACCAUCUCCAGAAAGUGGAGCUCGAUAUCGUGAAAGGCAUUUAUCCACUCCACACAAUCACAUACACACACGCGCACACACACACCUUGGACCCCUAAUCAUAGUAGAAUGGCCUUUACCUCUGCUCCCUGUAGAGCUCUGCCACUGGUGGAGAAAGCUGUGUGGCAACAUUUAAACUGACAUUAUGUUCCACUGACUCUCAGCACUGUGACCUAUCGUUCAUCAUGAAAAUGGUUGACUUGGCCACAGCACCCCGCAGUCACAAUGACCAAACGCAGAGUACUCACUGGACAAAUUCUGAUUGGCUUUUUCAAAUGAAACCUUGUGACACACUCCGUUGAUGAAAUCAUCCCAGUGUAUCAGUUAAAAAAAAAAAAAAAAAAACUCCUCUCUGUCGUGACAAUCAGACGGACUCUCACAAUCCUUUACCCCGAAGUCACAGUCCUUUCCCCUCACGAUCCAUAAGAACUUCUGUCGAUCUAAUGAAUUCAGAGUUAUUUACAUGAAAGGGCACUUGAGCGUGGAUAACCACUGGAGAGCUCGAGCACUUACCGAAGUUAAUAACACGCUGACGUACUACAUGAGUGCUCUUUGAUGAGAGUACUUUCUUUGUUUUAUAAAGUAUCAGUUCUCACUAGAUACUUCUUCAGAGGUGAAUUCAACACAGUGCACACUGAAAGACUAAAUUUAUGGACAAUGUGGAUCUUGAGUUGAUAAGUCUAAUUAAAUAUUUGGAGUAACUGUCAAUACCAUGAGGAAUUUCUCAAUAAAUAUUUGAUUUUAAGGUAUAAUAUGCAGGACUGUCAGUUGGGCUCGUCAACCCCAGAUUCAGUCUCGUUUGGUGUUUGGCCUUGCUAUAUUUGCAUUAUUUGGCACAGUGUCUCUUGGAUGCCUGCUGCCCACGGUCUGGCACCUGGUCACUGUGGGGGUACAUGCCUAUAAACCUCCUGAACACAGAAAAUUAGAAGAACAUAGAGAAAGAGGGCAGAGUCUCUGCAGAAAAAUACACCGCCACACACUUCUGCCUAAGUGAUGAUUGAGAGGGAUUACUUCUGUAUGAGUCUAUACAUUGUUUUUCAGGAACAUCCUGCAUAGUAUAUUUUAAAUGUCGGUGAUUAAUCCCUGCAAAUGCAGAGUGUUGUUGAGCUUGAACAUAGGAUUAGAUAGUAGGAGUCAGGCUUGAUUUACUGCAACUCUUGUUAAUUAUGAUUUUCCCUGUAUUGAGGACAACAUGCUUAAUAAAUUAUAAGGCAUUUUUCCUCUGGCUAUUGAACAGAGACUAAAAAAUAGGGCAUGCCCGUGGGCUUCAUUUAUCUUUACAAAGAUUUUCCAAGUGAAUCUGAAGGAUAUGUCUGAAGGACACUGCGUAUUAGUCGGUAAUUGGAUGUUAAUGAUGACAACACUAGCCUGCCUUACAACAUCGUAGAGCUAGCCGCUGUCUUUGAUUUAAACAUUGAUUUGAUUAGAUUUGUAGAUACCUUUCACCUCUGCAGAGUAUUUCCAUAGUGAGAUUGUGCCUCUGAGUAAGGGUGGAAGAGCCUUGAAUGGACAUUUCCUAAUUAGGGUGAGUAAUGAGUCCUGAGCUAGGGCAUGUGUGAGCACACCCCCAGGACAAGGCACCCACCAGAUAAUGCAAAUCCACCCGCAGAGCCACAAUCAGUUAAAAGGGGUAUUUUUAUCAGCACUUACCUCAUCAUGCUGCCAUUGAAAGCUGCGUUUAGAAUAAUUAAACUGAAAACAUAUGGAAAUUACUGGACAUGGCCAUGAUUAAAUAAGGUGGGCGAUUAUCCUGCCUUGAGGGGGAGAAAGCACAUUAUGCCGUUUUCAAAGCCAUUUAGCGACUGAAAUAAAAAUUCAAACAACAGCCAUGAUACACUGUGAUUAAACCCCCACGGCUCCCCCAAGCACCCCUCUCAGAGCUGUGGAUAGCCGCUUCACGAACUCAAAGCAGUGGGUAAGAUCACUGACCUGGAAUUAAUGAUAAGUGAGAAAGAUAGCAAUGAGUGAUAAAACCAAUGUCACAUAGCCUCAAUCACAACUUUAUCUAUUUAAACGCUUCGACUCGAUUCAGAUUCACAACUGCUUUGCAUCCAGAUUUAUCUCCGGGGUUAAAUCUUAACCCGAUUCCAGCCUAAGUACACUUAUCGCUUUAGUGAAUCUGGUAUCUUCAGAUUUGUCUCUUUGAUCACCGAUACGUGAAACAAAUGGGGUAACUCUCAGGAGAUAACUUGUAAUCAUCUGUUGUUGCUCCAAACAGAAUGGCAGGAGUUUGAUUUAAGUCCUCUGCAAAAUAAAAAACAAGCCUGGGCCUAUUUCCCCUCCUCUCUUAAUGAGUUGGACUCUUUCACUCGAGCCGAUAAUGACCUCCUGCUACUCACCCCUGGAACAAUAUAUCACCAGGUUUGACCUUUCUUUUGAACUCAUGCUGAAUGAACUGUGUUUACUUCUCUCUCAAACACAGAACGGUUCUCCUUGAUCAAAGUGGGAGGACAUCAUGAAGCACCUAAAUACACUCAAAAGUAUGUUGAAUAAUGUUUAAUUUGUACUUAACAUUGAUUUAAUGUUGAAUUCACUUGAGUAUCUUUUGCCUCUCUGUAGUGUGUAUUGUAUGGUGAUCAUUUCUGUGGACAGAUGGACAAAUUACUGUACUGAAAUUGGCAAGAGAUUUUUUUUUUCUUACUGAUCAAAGACUCUUAGAAAAGUGGUUGUGUGAAAAAAUAAAGAAAAUCUUUUGGUGGUGUAGUGUACAUAGAUCUCCACAACCCUAUGUCUGCCGUCAGGCAGGCGACGAUUUUAGCAUGAAUUCCAAAGAUAAUUGGUAGAAACUGUUUACUCUUUCUUUCUUUUAUUUUACUUUCUGAAAUGUCAGUGCUGGUUCAUAUUCAAAAGGCCCCUCUCCCAAAACGAACUGAAAUUAACUGAACAUUUCAUCUUUUUCCACAGUUCAUCUAGAACAAAGACAAUUGCCUUGAAAAAAAUGUCUUUGCAAGAGAGAAUCUAGUUGUUAUCCUAAUUGUUGGUAUAUUUAUAUAGGAUAAAAUGCUUGUGAUGCCAUGUUUUUGUACAGUUUUAUGUACAUACAAGUGAAGCUUUCUAAAAGUUCUGAGAAAAGCCGAUGGCAUAUAAAAAUUGUAACAUGUUUUCUUGAGAUGUGCACAUCUUGCCUUGGUUGGAUUGACCUUUGCUGAGUCAGUGUGAAUGUGGCCGUUCUAUGCCUGCACUGUAGUCAUUCACCGGCUCCCACCUCCUGAGGACUUAAUCAGUUUUUAUGUUUAUCGUGAACAGUGGAUUGUCUUAUCUUACCAGUUUGUUAAACUCCUGUGUUCUGCUUUGUUCUGUUUUCGCAUGUUGACAAAUUCUCUUGUAAUACUGUAAGUCCUCAUGAACUUUGUAAU